This is a messenger RNA of Vidua chalybeata, 2380 nucleotides long. RefSeq names its product tRNA methyltransferase 2 homolog B (gene TRMT2B). Gene Ontology annotation, biological process: RNA processing. The record is from RefSeq and is a predicted model, not a curated record. Gene Ontology annotation, molecular function: tRNA (uracil(54)-C5)-methyltransferase activity, S-adenosyl methionine-dependent. The transcript is spliced from 11 exons. The coding region runs from base 728 to 2167 and encodes 479 amino acids. NCBI's taxonomy places the organism in Eukaryota, Metazoa, Chordata, Aves, Passeriformes, Viduidae.
UGGCCAAAGGGUGUGUGGCGGCAGGAAUUUUAGGUGACAUCAAAGGGUGACUGUCACCAGAUGACACAAGGAAAAACGACGCACCACAGCUUUGGUCACGAUGAAGAGACUAAUUUAUUUCCUCUGACUCCAGUCUUUUAUAGUUCUCAAAAGGUGCCAGUGGAUUGGAGGGUGAACGUGCCACCUCUCCAACGACACUGGACAAACUACCUGUACAUCAAAUUUCUCCGCCUCUAUGAAAGAAUGCAAAACAACAGGUUGUUUACAGAAAGUUGUGUGGGAAAGUUCUCUACAAGAGUGUAAACUCAGAAGGCUUUAGAAAACUCUUAUAAAUCAGAGCAAGAGGUGACGGGUAAACGCUUGGAGAAGAGAAUUCCUGGGGUCCCUAAACAAGUAAGCCACGUCUGUCUCGGAAAAUCUCCAGCGCUGAGGACAUUUCGUGAUGCAGGGAUUAGGUGAGCAUGGAGCCGCGUGUGCUGGCCUGCUCCGCGCUGUUCCCUGAGCAGCUGCUGGAGGCGCGGCCGGGGCUGCCUGGGAGAGGCUGUUCUCGCCCUUCUGCCCACAUGCCCACAGGAGCCCGCCUGCAGCCACGCCGCGAGCCGCGGCAGCCGCAGCUCCGUGCUGCUCUCCCCGCCGUCCCCAGCGCCGCACCCGCCGGGGCCCCGGGGCUCUCACCGCGCCCCUUCCGCCGGUCCGUGCCGGUCGUGCCGCUGCUCGGGUGCCCGCCAUGGCUCUGUCCUGCGUGCUGAGGCCGCCGCGCCGCCCGCCGCCGCUCGCCCUGCUCGGCCCGCCCGCUCCGCUCCGCAGCCCGGGGACGGCGGCACCGUGGGGAGGGAAGGACAAGGCCGCGGUGAGCCGCAGCCGGGCAGAGCCUUCCUGGGAGGAGAGGUUAGCAAAUGCAGUGACGCCGCUGUGGAGACUUCCCUACCAAGAGCAGCUACAGGUAAAGUAUGAAAGCCAGAGGAAGAUUUUGCAGGCACUGGCAUCUCGUCUUGAGGAGCUGGGCAUAGAUGCACAGAAACCUGGUGGGCUCUGCUGUCCUCUGCAGCCUGUAGUGCCUUCGCCCAUCAUUAACGGCUACCGAAACAAAUCGACUUUCUCUGUGAACCGAGGACCAGAUGGGAAUCCCAAAACUGUGGGGUUGUACGUAGGAACUGGCAGAGAAAGAAAUAUUGUCUGUGUGAAAGCCAGUCAUGUGGAGAACAUACCCUCAAAACACAAACAAGUGGCCCAGUGCUAUGAGGAGUUCAUCUGUCGCUCCCCCCUGGACUCCUGCAUCCUCUUCCACGAAGGCGGGCACUGGCGAGAGCUCGUGGUUCGUACCAGCCGCUGUGGCCACACCAUGGCUGUCGUCACCUUCCACCCCCAGCAGCUGCGCCAGGAGGCGCUGGCUACUCAGAAAGCAUUGCUGAAGGAGUUCUUCACAUGUGGGCCUGGAGCAGUCUGUGCCUUGACUUCACUUUAUUUCCAGGAGAGCACCAUGACGCGUUGCUCCCACGAGCAGUCCCCCUACCAGCUCCUCCACGGAGCACCGCACAUCUUCGAAGAACUGCUCGGCCUGAAGUUCCGCAUCUCUCCAGACGCCUUUUUCCAAGUCAACACGGCUGGAGCAGAAGUUCUGUACCAGGCAGUCGGGGAGCUCUGCCAGGCUACUGGGGACACUGUCCUCCUUGACAUCUGCUGUGGAACAGGCACAAUUGGUCUCUCUCUGGCUCACCAAGUGUCCAAAGUUAUUGGUGUCGAAGUGGUGGAGAAGGCUAUAGAGGAUGCUGAGUGGAAUGCAGCAUUCAAUGGGAUCUCGAACUGUGAGUUUCGCAGUGGAAAGGCAGAGGCUGUGUUACCACAGCUCUUGGCAUCGUGGGAGGAUGCCCGACCGCUUGUUGCUGUGGUGAACCCUUCUCGGGCUGGCCUACGCUGCAUAACACAGCCCUCAGACUGUCUCAGUGGUCUCCCCUGGAGUGUGUACUGGGAAGUCACACACUGCUCCUGGUGCCCAGAUGCACUCUCACAAGUGUGUGUGGAAGGUUUUAUAUGUCUUUGCUUAAUUAACAUCUUUUCUUUCAUCCUCCAUCCCCCUGGGAAGCAGAGGGACUUCUCCCAUUGCUCUGCCCUGCCUGCCAAAUGGGCUAAGCUGUCAGCAGUGUGGGUGGCACCCGUGGCCUCCUGAGGGACUUCACCUGAGACAGAACAUAGCAAAAUACGCGUCUGUAUUUUUGACAGUUCUGUGAUGCUGUGUAAUUAUUUCCUUCUGGAGAGCUCAGGGUGGUGGUGGGAAAGCAGGCUGUCUGGUUUUUGCAGACUACAGGGUCGUCCGAGCCAUCCGGAACUGCAGGGCCAUCCGCAGGCUGCUCUACAUCUCCUGCAAGCCAGAGGGAGAAGC